Molecule: messenger RNA, 4474 nt
Organism: Lampris incognitus (smalleye Pacific opah)
Lineage: Eukaryota; Metazoa; Chordata; Actinopteri; Lampriformes; Lampridae
Product: vang-like protein 1
Exons: 9
Coding region: 333-1967 (544 amino acids)
Biological process (GO): multicellular organism development
Cellular component (GO): plasma membrane
Source: RefSeq, a predicted model, not a curated record
CGAGGCGCGCGUGGAUGGAGCGCCGUCGGUGCGGCUGAUCAGUCCGGUUCCCAGCCGAGGUGCGCCCCGCAGCAGCGCAGCGGCACAGGCCACUCGAUCCGCGCCGAGGCCCGCAGCGAAAGGAUGGCACGCUCCCCGUGAGGUCAAUGUGGUCACUACAGCAGCUCUCUGAGGUAGUUGUCAGUCGACAGAGAUUUUGGACUUCGUCCACAGGGCUAGUCUCUAUAGCAACCUCCUCCUCCUCCUCCUCCUCCUGAACAUCCAUCGCCAAACUACCCUCCCUGCCACACGGCGCGAAUCUCCCCUUUCAUCCGGCCAAUCGCUGCAUCAGAAUGGACACCGAGUCGACACACUCCGGCUACUCCUAUCACUCCAGCCGCUCCGGGAGAUCUAACAGACAUGGGGAGCGGAGCCGCGAGCGUCACAAGGCCAGCAGCAGUAAGGACAGCAGUCGCUCCGAGAGGUCGGUCAUCAUCAACCCCCCCGACACGCCCUCGCAGGAUUCCCCCGUCCAGAACGGAGAGCCCCUGCCAGGAGAACCCGCGCCGCCGGCGGAACACGGAGACGAGGCACAGGAUGACAACUGGGGGGAAACCACCACCGCUGUGACGGGGACCUCCGAGCUGAGUUUGUCCCAGGAGGAGGUGGUCGGUCUGGGGAAGGGCACGGAGGACGGGGUCCAAACAUGCCGGCGCUACGUUCCUCUGGCUCUGGGCCUGUGCGUGGGGCUGAUUGUGCUGGCCACCCCACUUGCCUUCCUGGUGCUGCCGGCUAUGAUGUGGCCCGACAGGCUGCAGGCCUGCGGCGCGGCCUGCGAGGGCCUCUUCCUCUCCAUAUCCUUCAAACUCCUCAUCCUCAUCCUGGCGGUCUGGGCUCUGUUUCUGCGUCCGUCCCGUGCCAGCCUGCCCAGAGUGUGUGUGUUCCGCGGCUUCCUUGCCACGCUCACACUCCUGCUCAUCAUGUCCUAUUGGCUCUUCUACGGCGUCCGGAUCCUUGACGCACAGGACGAGGACUACCACGGCAUCGUCCAGUUCGCCGUCUCGCUGGUGGACUCCCUGCUGUUCGUUCACUACCUGGCCGUGGUGCUGCUGGAGCUGCGCCACCUGCAGCCCUGCUACAGCGUGUGCGUCAUCCGCUCCACGGACGGAGAGACGCGCCACUACAACGUAGGGCAGCUCAGUAUUCAGAGAGCAGCUCUGUCUAUUCUGGAGUUUUACUACAGGGAUUUUCCUCUCCAUAACCCGGCUCUGCUCUCUGCCUCCAAACACCGGGCUGCCAAGCACCUGGCUGGACUUAAAGUCUACAACGUGGAUGGCUCAGGCCCGGCGAGCACAGCGGGGGCCCAGCCCGGUAAUGGGAAUGCGUCACGGGCGAUGGUUGCGGCUGCCGCCAAGCGCAAAGAUAACACCCACAACGAGCUGUACUACGAAGAGGCCGACCACGAGAGAAGGGUCCGGAAGCGCAGAGCGAGGCUGGUGGUGGCGGUGGAGGAGGCCUUCACACACGUCCGCCGCAUGAAGAAGGAGGAUGAGCGUGCCGCUCCCUCGGACAUCAUGGACGUGCGUGAGGCAGCCCUUGCCAUCUUCCCCUCUAUGGCCCGCGCCCUGCAGAAGUACCUCCGCACCACCAGGAGGCAGCACUGCCACAGCAUGGAGAGCAUCCAGAAGCACCUGGCUUUCUGUCUGGUCAAUAACAUGAGCCCCAAGGCUUUCCUUGAGGCCUACCUAGUCCCCGGUCCGACCUUACAGUACGGCCCUGAGCGCUGGAUGGCUGAUCAGUGGACUUUGGUCAGCGAGGCGUCGGUCACCAGCAGCAUGAAGGAGGGGACCGAGUUCGCGCUGAGGUGUCUGGACUUUAGCUUAGCUGUCACCGUCAAGAGCAUUCCUUACAUCCGGGUGACGGAGGAGUACGUCGACCCCAAGUCCCACAAGUUUACACUUCUCCUCCAGUCAGAGACUUCCGUUUGAAAGGCGGGUCGUCGCACGGCGGACUGUUGCUGCUGACCUGGUGCCGAUUCCGGCUGUCAGGACUAUCCAACGGACGUUUAUUUAUAACUUUUGUACUUUUUACGUACUCUGGGUUUGACACCUUCUGUGUUUGUUUGGGUUUGUUUUGUUUUGUUUGUUUGUUUGUUUUGUCCUCCGAUGAUUCGCUGACAUCAAGAAUCAUCGUGACUUCCUCUGGGCACCAAGUUAGCCUAAUUUAUCGGACAGUCAGACGUUUAAAAAAAAACAAAAAAAAACCUAAACAAGCGCUAAUUCCCUGUGCUUGCCUAGCCACAAGAGAGAAGCCAGGGUGGGACGACAGAGCAGGAGGAGGUUUGUUUUCAUCUGUCUGUGCUGACUCUCCUCACAACACACUUCAUUCUUUCCUCUAUGCACUAUUCAUGACCCUGGCAAACUUUGUUCUCCCUUUUGUGUGUGUGUGUGUGUGUGUGUGUGUGUUGCCUCAUGUGCCAGUGCGUGCCUGCGUGGGUGUUUUAGAGUGAGUUUUCAUGUUUUAGGAAAGUACCCAGCAGAGUGUGUGUGUGUGGGUGUGCGUGUGUUUGUGUGUGUGUGCUUGCUUUUCUAUCCUUGUGAGGACCAAAUUUCCUCAUAAGGAUAGUAAAAUUAGAGACCGCCUAACUCGUGAGGCCGUCGGUCCCCAUGAGGACGGGGGUUAUUUCCGGGCUAGGGGUCAGGUUUAGGGAAUAGGGUUACGGUUGGGGCUUAUUUUUAGGUUUCGGGCUAGUAUUCCUGUUAGGCACUAGAAGUAGGCUCGUGGUUGAGGUCGGGGGUGUAGAUUGUUUAAAUGUGGGUUGUUUGUGGAUGACCGUAGGGUUAAGGUAGGGGUAAUGGUUAAAAGGUUGAGGUUGGGGUUGGUUUUAGGGUUUGAGGUUAAGGAAGAACAUGAAUUCCCACUCCCCACAAGGAUACGAAGACAAGUUUGCGUGUGUGUGUGUGUGUUCGCUCUACACACAGGAUUUGUUCUCAACCUGUCCCCACUUCCUCUUUAGUGUUGCUAUAGCAACGGUAACAUUUUUCCUAUUGCUCGGCUGAACAAAAAGCCCCGACUCACCCAGACUGUCCCGAUUCAUUCUCUGCCUGCUCCUCACGCAGUGAUUCUUUUACUAUCAUGUGUUGCAGAUUGUUAUGUAUAGUAUUUAUAUGUGUAUAUACUUUAUCUGGAUACACCUUUUUAUAUCAACAUUGUUGCUUUGUUUGAAUGAUUUCUUUUUUUUUUUGUACCUUGCCUAGAUUUUUAUACCUGUCUUGUCUGCCUGCUCUUUAUCCGUGGAGAUGAUUGGACUGUAAAUAACUCGAGAUGUGUUUGUAAGUGACAAAUCACUGAGAGUCCGCUGGACUCUGCCCGCCCCUCCCUCCAUACAGAUGCGUGAAGUCUCGGGCAUCUGGCCGCCCUGCAGUAGGUUCUCCACGGUUGGCUCUGUACACUGAGCAGGGCUGGCGGAGAGGAGGACGGGCAGACCCGAAGCGCUUGAGCCUUGUUGUUUUGUUUUUUUUUAGCUUCCUACUUAAAACCUUAUUCACAAAACGCUGCUCCGCCCCGCGUAUUAACGGACGAGCACGUGCGUCAGAUUUAGUCUUAACCCUCCGUGAAGGGGGGGUCCGUUAUAACGCCACACCUCUGAGCGGCAUAACGCGUCCCGUCCCGACCCCCCCGCGCCGUCUUCCUCGGAUGACGCCACCUCGGCGGCCCCCUGUUUCAUGGACAUUUGAAUAUGUAAUGAGUAACACUUAACCGGUUACAUUUUUAUGGAUUUACCGCCAGCCAUCUUAAAGAUGCAGUUGCGUAAAGUCACAGCGGCGUUCACGUUUGACCGAAUGUGUUGGAACUGGACACUUAAUGUCGAUUAGUUCAUCUAGCGUCAGUAUUCUCUGCGCGGACACCGGGGCGUUGUUGAGUGUCGCGCUGCUGCCACCUACCGUUUACUGCCGGAACUGCAUCUGUAAAUGGUUUUUUUUUUUUUUUCCCCUCUGGGCACCAAUCAAAAUAUGAAUUUGUAUGAUUAUUAUAUUUCAGUGUAUUUUUAAAUCCUCUCUAUUUAGUAGGCCUGCCAUGUUGUACAUUCAUAUUUACACAAGUGUUAUUAUUGUCGCUGACGGUAGUUUUGGUUAGGAUUGUACAGUGUUGAUGGUCGUGAAUCGUACGGUAUCUCCUGGACUACACAUGUGCCUCGGUUACACGUCAUUACAAGGAUGUGCGCAGUAUACAUGUGCAGUUACUUUAAAGCUUGUACGGGGGGGGGGUGUUUGCGCGCACGUGUGCGCGCAUGCGCGGAUGCGAGGUCGUAUGUGUGAACGAUAAACACAAGACGGAAAAAGUAAGUAAAAGAUGGCCACUGAUCAUGUCGUGUAACUGACAAGUCAAGAGUCCCGUGUUCUGCCUUGGCUCCUUUUUAUAAGGCAGAAGUUAGAAAUAGCAAAAGCUGUGUUGAGACCACAUUUGUACAAAAUAAAUAUUUGUACUGACCUUU